Molecule: messenger RNA, 5298 nt
Organism: Pseudophryne corroboree (corroboree frog)
Lineage: Eukaryota; Metazoa; Chordata; Amphibia; Anura; Myobatrachidae
Gene: JAKMIP2
Product: janus kinase and microtubule interacting protein 2
Exons: 23
Coding region: 317-2782 (821 amino acids)
Molecular function (GO): microtubule binding; kinase binding
Source: RefSeq, a predicted model, not a curated record
AGGAGGGAGGGGUAGCAGCCUGCCAUCCUCAGCAUCAGCCCAGUCGCAGCUGCUGAUGUGCGCCUCAUACAGUCUGCAGCAGCAGCAGCAGCAAAAUGGAAUCAGCAUUCAGACUGCUCAGAUUUCAUCUCUGCCAGACCUCAACAUGAUAUGGACAGGAGGACUGGAGACGAUGGAUGUAGAUGGUUGAGGUCACAGGGCUUCCAGAAGAACAGAAACUUGUACUUCCUGGAAUCCUAACACAACAGGAGCCCCACUGGGAAUGGCUUCUUACUGACAGGAGUCACACCAGAGACACGUACAGCAAGACCCAACCAUGUCGAAAAAAUUGCGUAACAAGGGCGAAAAGCCCGAAGCUCUAUUGCUUUCUCUCCAAGCUGCAAACGAAGACCUCAGGACUAAAUUAACAGACAUUCAAAUUGAACUUCAUCAGGAGAAGUCCAAGGUGACUAAACUUGAGAGGGAGAAAAACCAGGAAACCAAACGCGUAAAGGAGCAGGAGCAACACAAACAUACGGCUACUGUUUCGGAACUGAAGGCCAAGCUGCACGAGGAUAAGAUGAAGGAGCUUCAGGCAGUACGGGAGAACCUAAUCAAGCAGCACGAGCAGGAGAUGUCACGGAUGGUUAAAUUAAAAGAGGCAGAGAUCCUGCGACUGAAGUCCGCGGUCAAUGCCCUUCGGGAUGGUAGCAGUGACAAAAUGAGGACAGCUCUUAGUACCGAGGCACGGGAAGAGGCCAGGAAAGUGUUCGACUCUGAGCGCCUCAAACUCCUACAGGAGAUCACAGAGUUGAAAUCUGCCAAGAAGCAGGUGGAUGAGGCCCUCAAUAAUAUGAUACAUUCAGACAAAAUCAAGGCUGGAGAUUUGAGGAGUGAGCACCAUUCGCACCAGGAGGCUAUUGCAAAGAUUAAAUGGGAAAGUGAGAGGGACAUCCGGAGACUGAUGGAUGAGAUAAAGGCAAAGGACAGGAUAAUCUUCUCUCUAGAAAAAGAAUUGGAGACACAAAUCAGUUCCCUCCAGAAGCUCCAGUUGCAGAAAGAAGCAUUGGAUGAGCAGAUAUUUCUAGUGAAAGAAGCUGAGUGUAACAUGAUUGGAAGUCCCAAACGUGAAAUCCCAGGAAGGGCAGGAGAUGGAUCGGAGCAUUGCGGAAGUCCAGAUUUACGAAGAAAUCAGAGAAGGAUAGCGGAGUUAAACGCCACAAUCCGGAAACUGGAGGACAGAAAUACUCUGCUUGUAGAUGAGAGGAAUGAACUGUUACGGAGAGUCAGGGAAGCAGAAAAACAAUACAAACCCCUGCUGGAAAAGAACAAGUGCCUCACUAAAAGAAAUGAUGAAUUAAUGCAAUCUUUGCAACGUAUGGAAGAGAAACUGAAAGUCCUCUCUAAAGAAAAUGCAGAAAUGCGAGAGAAAAUCACAUCUCAUCCUCCUCUGAAGAAGUUGAGAUCCUUGAAUGACCUUGACCAAGCUGGGGAAGAGCAAGAAAUUGAGUUUCUGAAGUUACAAGUGGUAGAACAACAGAACAUUAUUGAUGAUUUAACGAGGGAUAGAGAAAAACGGAUUAGACGAAAGAAACAUAAAAGAAGUUCCAAACCUAUUAAGAGACACCUGGUGGACACUGUGUUUGGUUACGAUGAUGACUCCAUGGAUUCAGAAACCUCCUCAGUCGCUUCAUAUCGAACAGACAGGACGCCAGCCACUCCGGAUGAUGACUUAGAUGAAAGUUUAGCGGCUGAAGAGUCGGAACUGAGGUUUCGCCAGUUGACGAAGGAGUAUCAGGCUCUGCAGAGGGCCUACGCUCUGCUCCAAGAACAUACAGGCAGUAUCAUAGAUGCAGAGAGAGAGGUCAAGGUUCAGGAGCAGAUGCAAACAGACGCUCUGCGCUAUAAAGCCAAGAUUGAAGAUCUGGAAAAGGCCUUGGCUCAAAGGGGGCAGGAUUCACAUUGGGUGGAAGAAAAACAACUCUUCAUAAGACGGAAUCAGGAACUAAUAGAAAAGAUUGAUAAACUGGAGUCCGAAAACAAUCGACUGCAACAAGAGCUGCAAGAUGCAAGAGAUCAGAAUGAAUUACUGGAAUUCCGCAAUCUGGAGUUAGAAGAAAGAGAACGAAGAUCCCCUCCAUUUAAUCUUCAGAUCCACCCAUUUGCUGAUGGUGUCAGUGCAUUACAGAUUUACUGCAUGAAGGAAGGUGUCAAGGAUGUCAACAUACCAGAUCUCAUCAAACAGCUGGACAUUCUCGGUGACAAUGGGAAUCUAAGAAAUGAAGAACAAGUUGCGAUAAUUCAAGCGAGUACUGUGCUGUCGCUGGCUGAGAAGUGGAUACAACAGAUAGAGGCGACGGAAGCUGCACUACAUCGGAAGAUGAUGGAGUUGGAGAGUGACAUGGAGCAGUUCUGUAAACUGAAGGGGUAUCUGGAAGAAGAGCUGGAUUACAGGAAACAAGCAUUGGAUCAAGCAUACAUGCGAAUCCAAGAACUGGAGGCCACUCUGUACAAUGCCCUGCAACAAGAAACAGCCAUCAAGUUUGGGGAGCUCCUUAAUGACAAGCAGCAGGAUGAGCUCAGGAUGGCCGUGGAAAAGCUGAGGCGGCAAAUGUUGAGAAAAAGCAGAGAGUUUGACUGUCAGAUCCUGCAGGAGAGGAUGGAGCUUCUCCAACAAGCUCACCAGAGGAUACGAGAUCUGGAGGAUAAAACAGAUAUUCAGAAGAGACAGAUUAAAGACUUAGAGGAAAAGUUUCUCUUUCUAUUCUUGUUCUUUUCUCUCGCCUUCAUUCUUUGGCCUUGACAUUAAUGUUACCUCUUGAUCAGGAAACUAGGAGACACGGAUGAGCCCUUGCAAAAAGACCAAUGCUUCCAUAUUUGCAGAGAGAACAACACUGUUUACAGCUGGGCUAAAGUAAAAAAUACCUGACCUUGCAAUUCAAAGCCAUUGUUCCUGGUCUGCUACUUGACAGUUGUGGCGUGGCCAGUCUAAAGUCACAGUAUAUAUGCUGCACUCAGUGGAAUUGUAAGCGCUUAGUCCAAAAGAAAAUGUGUACAGUCCAAGAGGAACUACAGGUCAACAGAAGAAAUGUGUCUUGGGUAUAGAACCAAAGCUUUUGAGAAACAAACUAUUCCCUGCUGUGCAGGGGAACACUUUUAAUGUAACACCAUAAAUCCAAUGAAAGACGUGAAAAAGACAUGCAAAAGGACAAAGCCGGAGACAUAUUCCCACCACCGCCCAGGUUAUUUACUAUAAAAUAUUCAUUGAUAACAGUGUGGUUUGCUUUAUACAGGGAUGCUAUUCGUCUCAACUCAGGAAUAGUGACAACCGAAAUGUAACUACGGAAUGAUGGGAGGAGAGUUCAACUUUCUAACAUUUAGGACUUGCUGUGCAUUCAUCUAAUUUCUCCAGCAUAUUAAGCAUAAGGAACAAAGGCAUGGGAAUAUCAGCAGGAGCACUCUAUGGGAAAUUUAUAUUAAGUUUUAACCCACUCAAAAUGAUUUUUUCUCUAUUCAAGACUAUAGGUUUAAUUAUAUAAAUGGAGCAUUCAUAAGGCCGUUACUUUUAAAACAAACACACCAAUUCCUUUAUUGACGUUUAUGCAUGAAAUUGCAUUGAAGCAGACUAUGCAGAUGUGAACGUACACCUACAUUAUUGUACAGUAAGUAGUGGGAUUGGUUUCACUGUGCACAUACUGCCUUAUGGUACUAGGUGAAAGCAUUAACUAACCAGAUAUUCAGUUUUUUAAAAGUUGAGCUUUGAAAGCAGUAUCUUAAAACUGGCAAAUGUAGUGCCUUACGCCUAAAACCUCGGAGCCUACUGUAUACUCCCUAUAUUGUGCUGAUGACACACAAUGAAUGUGUGCAUACAUCUGUAGCAUUAUCUGCUACUGUGUGGAAUCCUGUUCCUUGUGCUUUGGAAAGCGGCAAUGUACAUAGUCAUACAGUAGAAUACAGAAAUGCUUCUAAUACAGAGCAAUACAAAUGUUAUUCAUUGUAGGUUGCCACUCAUUAUAAGCUGUGCUUAUGAGCUUUGACUAUCCCAGGAUUAACUUCCAUUCUGUAUAUAGAAAAAUUUUCCAGAAAAAGUAUUCCGUUCUUGACUUCCCACUCCGAUCAUUGCUACAUAUCUGACAGCUUGCACAGUUUCAGUGCUGCUUCCUUAUAGGAAAAGCUAUAGGUCAAACAUAUAAAACCUGCAAACCAACGUUGAGACGUACAUUUAACAUGAACAUCUAUGGUACCUAUGAUAUUUCAUAUGCUAAAGAGUAACAACCAUUGGGGAAUUUAUUUUUUCAGGUUUUUUUUUCUAUAACUAUUUUAUAAAAUAAAGAAACAGUCGCUGACAAAACAUUUUUAAUGAUAAAUAAUUACACAAUACCGGAAUCUCUUGAAAUGUAAAAGCAGACAUUCAAGAUAAAAGCUUUCAGAAUUAGGGGAUUAAUAGCCCCAGAACACUCCCUGACUUCUGCAACAUAUUGUUUCAAAAAGGGAGACACUAGUACUGGCCUCUGUUUUCAUUUUACUGACACUUAAGAUAUUAAAAAGUAGUUUAAAAAUACCGUUAUCUUGAUACUCCCCGGUUCUGAAUGUUGUAACUAUGUUCAGAAAGACUCAUGAAAUGAGUAGUUUAAGGACACUCCAUGAGGCUUAGAACAUUACGCGGAUUUCUGAAUACUAAUUUUUUUUUUUUAUUUUUUUUUUAUCAAAUUCAAUUAUUUUCAUUAUUUGGAAGCAAUUUCAUCUCCUCCAAUUGUACAUACAGUGUUCCACUGACACCUUUUCUUAUGAGAGUGAAGUUCUCUGAAGAAUUCACAUGCCGUUGGCAUGCCAGAGUAUUUCACAGAGGGAAAGGGUAUUGAAGACUAAGCAUGAACAUGCAAGUGAAGAAUGUUUAUUAUUAAUACUUAAUGGAACAAAGCGUCCCCAUUGCAAGAUAAUGAUAUGUAAUAUUAAUCAUCUUUAUAUGAAACUGGUCCUCUUAAAUCGUAAAAUACUGAUUUUUCAAUUUGAGAUAUGUAAGCAUUCAAAUUCAUUCAUUCAAGUCUUUGGGUUUUGUAAUGAAUAGACUUCUACAUCAUCCCUACAUUAUGAAGUUUUCCGACAAAUAUUCUCAUCAAACCAAUCAACUGGUCACAAUAUUUAUACUGCCGGCAAGUCCACAUACUGUGUUUGUGAAAUAAAGACUGUACAGACUUCUAUACUGGUGUAUAUAGUAGGAUGGAUUACUGUAGCCUAUAAAAGUGUACUUCCUGUGAAUAAGAUGACUGACAUGGUUUGUCCUAAAUAUUAAACUGUACAGUUUGCUUUUGUACCAUA